This is a messenger RNA of Bactrocera tryoni, 384 nucleotides long. RefSeq names its product pre-mRNA 3' end processing protein WDR33-like. The record is from RefSeq and is a predicted model, not a curated record. The coding region runs from base 1 to 384 and encodes 127 amino acids. The transcript has 2 exons. Lineage: Eukaryota; Metazoa; Arthropoda; Insecta; Diptera; Tephritidae.
AUGGAAAAAGAUGAGGUUUACAAGGAUGGCCGGCAUGGGUUCGGGCAUUUGGAGCACGGGCAACCGAACGCACAGCAGCCCGGGUAUGGAUUGCAGCAGGGUCCGCACGUACCACAAGGGCCGCAUGGACCGCGCGUUAUACACGGACCGCACGGGCUACAGCAGGGACCACAAGGUCCGCACGGACCGCAAGGUGAGCACGGACUGCAUGACGACGGUCCGCAGCAAGGUCCACAUGUUCCACAUGGGCCGCAGGGGCUGCAUGGGCCACAUGGUCCGCAGGGGCUACAUGGGCCACAUGGUCCGCAAGGUUGGCACGGUCCGCCUGGUCGGCAUGGUCCACACGGACCGCAGGGGCCACAAGGGCCAGUCGGGCAACCAUAA